Messenger RNA from Striga hermonthica, 741 nucleotides. The record is from the annotation of a GenBank genome assembly. NCBI's taxonomy places the organism in Eukaryota, Viridiplantae, Streptophyta, Magnoliopsida, Lamiales, Orobanchaceae.
AUGAUGAAAUCUGGAGAACAGCAUCGAGAUGAACAUGUUAAUGAGGAAAUUGGCCUCAAGAUUGAUGCCCCACCAUCGAAUAUCCUCCCGACAGAGGGAAAGAGCAGAGGCAGAUCGAGGGCUAUGAAAACAAAACACUCUGUUGCUGAACAGAGGCGUAGGAACAGAAUUAAUGAGAGGUUUCAAAUGAUAAGAAAUCUUAUACCCCGUAGUGAUAUGAAACGAGACACUGCAACGUUUUUAUUAGAGGUUGUUCAUUACAUACAGUUUCUACAAGAGAAGGUGCAACACUAUGAGAGAUUGUAUCAACCCUGCAGUUCGGAGGCCAUGAAGCUAAUAAUGCCAUUGAGGAAUGAUCAAUGGCGAGCUCGGAGUUUUGUUGAACCACAGAACAAUCUACCGAACAAGCCAACAAGCAUGAAUUUGUUUCCACUUGCAAACACUGAAAAAGCUGCAUUAAAUAUGGACUCACUGCGUGGGCCAUAUUCGGACGAACAAUCGGUUGAUAGUCGUGAAGCUGGUGAUGGGCUCAGCUGUCGGGAUGAUUUGACUGUAGAGGAAGGGACUAUUAGCAUCUCGAGCGAUUUCUCACAAGGGCUAUUAAAUUCAUUGGAGCAAGCCCUCGAAAGCACGGGUCUUGAUCUUUCGCAAGCUAGAAUCUCAGUACAGAUAGAUCUCGGAAAACGAGCAUCUCAGGGUCGUGAAGAAGUGGAUGAAUUUCAGAAAAGGCGGAAGACUUGA